Hansenula anomala is the source of this 369-nucleotide messenger RNA. It is a transcript of the gene VTC1, whose product is annotated as Vtc1p. The record is from RefSeq and is a predicted model, not a curated record. Lineage: Eukaryota; Fungi; Ascomycota; Saccharomycetes; Phaffomycetales; Wickerhamomycetaceae. The transcript has 2 exons. Gene Ontology annotation, cellular component: fungal-type vacuole membrane; vacuolar transporter chaperone complex. Bases 1 to 369 code for a protein of 122 amino acids.
AUGUCCUCAAAUCCAUUAUUACAAACUACACCAGGUAAAAGAAUUGCAUUACCAACAAGAGUGGAACCAAAAGUGUUUUUCGCUAAUGAACGUACAUUCUUAUCAUGGUUAAAUUUCACAGUGAUAUUAGGUGGGUUAGGUGUUGGUUUAUUGAAUUUUGGUGAUAAAGUUGGUAGAGUUAGUGCAGGUUUAUUCACUUUAGUUGCAAUGGCUACUAUGCUUUACGCUUUAGUAACGUAUCAUUGGAGAGCUGUUGCUAUAAGAAAGAGAGGUAGUGGUCCUUAUGAUGAUAGAUUUGGUCCAACUAUGUUGUGUUUCUUUUUAUUGGUUGCUGUUGUCGUUAACUUCAUCUUGAGAAUAAGGGCUUAA